UCUCUCAACACUCUCCCAACAGUCUCAACAGUCUCUCAACAGUCUCCCAACCGCAGUCCCAACAGUCUCUCAACAGUCUCUCAACUCUCCCAACAGUAUCCCAACAGUCUCAACAGUCUCUCAACACUCUCCCAACAGUCUCCCAACAGUCUCCCCCAGCCUCUCAACACUCUCCCAACAGUCCCAACAGUCUCUCAACACUCUCUCAACACUCUCCCAACAGUCUCCCAACAGUCUUCCAAUAGUCUCUCGCACUCUCCCAACAGUCUCCCAACAGUCUCUCCAUUCUCAACAGUCUCUCAAGUCUCCCCAACUCUCCCAACAGUCUCUCAACAGUCUCUCAACAGUCUCCUUGCUCUCCCCAGCCUCUCCCAACAGUCUCACAACAGUCUCUCAACAGUCUCUCAACAGUCUCUCAACAGUCUCCAACAGUCUCUCAACAGUCUCAACAGUCUCUCAACAGUCUCUCAACAGUCUCUCAACAGUCUCCCGGUCUCCAACAGUCUCCCAACAGUCUCAACAGCCUCUCAACAGUCCCCCAACAGUCUUCCAAUAGUCUCUCAACACUCUCCCAACAGUCUCUCAACAGUCUCCCAACAGUCUCUCAACAGUCUCAACAGUCUCUCAACAGUCUCCCAACACUCUCCCAACAGUCUCUCAACAGUCUCUCAGCAGUCUCCCAACCUCUCCCCACUCUCCCAACAGUCCCACAACAGUCUCAACAGUCUCUCAACAGUCUCUCAACAGUCUCUCAACAGUCUCUCAACAGUCUCUCCACAGUGCCUCUCUCAACAGUCUCUCAACAGUCUCUCCAACAGUCUCCAGCAGUCUCUCAAUAGUCUCUCAAUAGUCUCUCAACAGUCUCUCAAUAGUCUCUCAACAGUCUCUCAACAGUCCCAACAGUCUCAACAGUCUCUCAACAGUCUCUCAACAGUCUCUCAACAGUCUCUCAAUAGUCUCUGA
Homarus americanus (American lobster) is the source of this 963-nucleotide messenger RNA. Its product is annotated as cell wall integrity and stress response component 4-like. The transcript has a single exon. The record is from RefSeq and is a predicted model, not a curated record. The annotation marks the transcript as partial. Lineage: Eukaryota; Metazoa; Arthropoda; Malacostraca; Decapoda; Nephropidae.